CAGCUCCCCUGCUCACCCCAGAGACUCUGGUCUGGCCCUGGCAGCCCGCGACUACCGUCGCCCUUCGCGAAGGGGAAGAGGACCGGGCGAGGCGGGAGCCAGAACUUUUGAAGAAUCCAAAGAAAAAAAUGUCAAGACGAAGUAGCCGUUUGCAAGCUAAACAGCAGCCCCAGACUAGUCAAACAGAUUCUCCCCAGGAAACCCAAUUCCUUCAAGCCAAAAAAAGGAAAACGACUCAGGAUGUAAAGAAAAGAAAAGAGGAGACUGGAGCCAAGAGACAGCAAUAUGAAAUUAGGAAUUGUUGGCCACCUGUGUUAUCUGGGGGUAUCACUCCUUGCAUUAUUAUUGAAACCCCACACAAAGAAACUGUCACCAGUGACUUCUCCAGGUUUACUAACUACAGGUUUAAAAACCUUUUUAUAAAUCCUUCACCUCUGCCUGACCUAAGUUGGGGAUGUUCUAAGGAUGUCUGGUUUAAUAUGUUAAAAAAGGAGACCAAAUAUGUUCAUGAUAAACAUUUUGAAAUGCUACAUUCUGACUUAGAACCACAGAUGAGAUCAAUACUUCUAGACUGGCUUUUAGAGGUAUGUGAAGUGUAUACACUUCACAGGGAAACGUUUUAUCUUGCUCAAGAUUUUUUUGAUAGAUUUAUGUUGACACAAAAGGAUAUAAACAAAAAUAUGCUUCAGCUUAUUGGUAUUACCUCAUUAUUCAUUGCUGCAAAACUUGAGGAAAUCUAUGCUCCUAAAUUACAAGAAUUUGCUUAUGUUACUGAUGGUGCUUGCAGUGAAGAUGAUAUCCUAGGGAUGGAACUCAUCAUAUUAAAGGCUUUAAAGUGGGAGCUCUGUCCAGUAACAGUUAUUGCCUGGUUGAAUGUCUUUCUCCAAGUCGAUGCUCUAAAAGAUGUUCCUAAAGUACUCCUACCUCAGUAUUCCCAGGAAAAGUUUGUUCAGAUAGCCCAGCUCCUGGAUCUCUGUAUUCUCUCUAUUGACUCAUUAGAAUUCCAGUAUAGAAUAUUGGCAGCAGCUGCUUUAUGCCAUUUUACCUCCAUUGAAGUUGUUAAGAAAGCGUCAGGUUUAGACUGGGACAAUAUUUCAGAAUGUGUAGAAUGGAUGGUACCUUUUGCCAGAGUAGUGAAGGGUGGACCUCCGGUGAAACUGAAGAUUUUUAAGAAGAUUUCUGUAGAAGACAGACAUAAUAUCCAGACACACACAAAUUAUUUGGCUAUGCUGGAGGAAGUCAAUUAUGUGUCUGCUUUCACAAAGGUGGGACAGUUGUCACCAGUGUGCAAUGGAGGCAUCAUGACACCACCGAAGAGCACAGAAAAAUCCCCCGGAAAACACUAA
Messenger RNA from Gracilinanus agilis (Agile Gracile Mouse Opossum), 1346 nucleotides. RefSeq names its product cyclin E2 (gene CCNE2). Gene Ontology annotation, biological process: G1/S transition of mitotic cell cycle; regulation of cyclin-dependent protein serine/threonine kinase activity. Bases 129 to 1346 code for a protein of 405 amino acids. The record is from RefSeq and is a predicted model, not a curated record. Gene Ontology annotation, cellular component: cytoplasm; cyclin E2-CDK2 complex; centrosome. Gene Ontology annotation, molecular function: cyclin-dependent protein serine/threonine kinase regulator activity. Lineage: Eukaryota; Metazoa; Chordata; Mammalia; Didelphimorphia; Didelphidae. The transcript has 12 exons.